Acomys russatus (golden spiny mouse) is the source of this 3583-nucleotide messenger RNA. Its product is annotated as radial spoke head 10 homolog B. NCBI's taxonomy places the organism in Eukaryota, Metazoa, Chordata, Mammalia, Rodentia, Muridae. The transcript is spliced from 20 exons. The record is from RefSeq and is a predicted model, not a curated record. The coding region runs from base 860 to 3493 and encodes 877 amino acids.
CUUUCUACAGAAUGAGUUCCAGGACAGCCAUAGUGGCCUCCUAUAGCGUCCAGGUGGUAGUUAGGAACAGUGAUGGUGGGUGUUGGCAAUUCUCCUUCCAGCUUCCUCUGUGCUGUGGGCCUCCUGGAAAAGAGAUCUGCCAUGGUUCAGUGAAUGAGGUGGUGGGGCCAUAGUUAUUUGUAUUUCUUAUGUCAAAACCUGUGCAGUUGCUGGGCAAGGUGCCACAGGCCUGUAAAUCCCAGACAGCAGAGGCACACAAAGUGUGAGGCCAUCCUGGGCUGCUACAUAGUUCAGGCCUUCAGGGUUAUGUACCAAAAUUCUAUCUCAAAACACAAACUGCUAGUGCAGGUCUGCAGGGUCUCGUUUAGUAUUCACCGGGUUAGGAGGUACAGUAAUGACCCCUCAAAAAAGUCUGCUUCUGAACUCUUCAAAUGGGAUUAAGGAUCCUAGUGAUGGGGAGGUUGUCCUGUACAAUCUUAUGGGCCUCUGUCACAUAAGUUCUUCAAAGUGGAGGACCAGUAUACAGACUUCCUUUGAGCCUCCAGUGAAGCCAGGCCUGCAACUUACAGCUGAUAAUAAUGUAAGGCUUUGAGCCUUUGGCUUAAAGCAAUGGUGAAAACAGAAGCCUGCAUUUUUCUCUUUUAUAGUGAGGAACGCUGUUGCAAGUGGCCAAACACUUUGCACUUAGAUCUGGAGAAAUCCAAGUUGGUACCUCCAGCUCCGGUGCCCAGCCUAUUCCUCCUUUCCUUGGGAAUGAGCAAGGUAAAACCCAUGCAUGCUUUGAAACAAAACCACAGCCUGCCAAAGGAAUCAUUGGCUAAUUCUGCAUCUAAAGAAAGCUCUCCAUCUUCCGAAGGCCAUGGGGAAAGAAAAGAAAAAAGCAGACAAAAAAGGAGAUAAGUCAGCCCGCUCUCCCUCUUCUAGUUCUGACUAUCCGGAAGGCUCUAAACAUGAUGGCAACACCAGUAAGCAGGAAGCACUCAACAGUUCCGUCAUCCCGGUACUGGAAAUGCCGCUCAGGCAAUCCAUCCCCAAAAGAGACUCGGCCAAUGCUUAUCAGAACGAGGAUGAGACUCAGUAUGAAGAACCCAUCCUGACGAAGCUCAUAGUGGAAAGCUACGAAGGGGAGAAAGUCCGUGGCCUGUAUGAGGGAGUAGGCUUUGCUGUCUUUCAAGGUGGAAACACCUACCAUGGUAUAUUUUCAGAAGGACUGAUGCAUGGACAAGGGACUUAUAUAUGGGCUGACGGAUUGAAAUACGAGGGAGACUUUGUGAAGAACAUCCCCAUGAACCACGGCGUGUACACCUGGCCAGACGGUAGCACGUAUGAAGGAGAAGUGAUCAACGGCAUGAGGAACGGAUUUGGUAUGUUCAAGUGCAGCACACAGCCUGUGUCCUACAUCGGCCAGUGGUGUCAUGGCAAGAGACAUGGGAAGGGCUCCAUCUAUUACAAUCAAGAGGGAACUUCCUGGUAUGAGGGAGACUGGGUAUACAACAUCAAAAAAGGCUGGGGGAUAAGAUGCUACAAAUCAGGAAACAUAUAUGAAGGCCAGUGGGAAAACAACAUGCGCCACGGGGAAGGCAAAAUGAGAUGGCUGACGACAAACGAGGAGUACACCGGCCACUGGGAGAAGGGGAUCCAGAAUGGCUUUGGAACAUAUACCUGGUUCCUAAAGAGAAUCCCCAACUCUCAGUAUCCUUUAAGGAAUGAAUACAUAGGGGAGUUUGUAAAUGGCCUCCGUCACGGACAGGGGAAGUUUUACUAUGCCAGCGGAGCAAUGUAUGAGGGAGAGUGGGUUUCCAACAAAAAGCAUGGCAAGGGCAGAAUGACUUUCAAAAAUGGACGUGUGUAUGAAGGGCUGUUUUCUAACGACCACAUCACCCAGAUCCUUGAACCUGAAAAUGACUUGACUCAAAGCCUGGACCGUCGGUCAGAAAGCUCCCAAAGGAGCCGGCAUCCGAGGGGAUCGUCCAUCAGCACUGCUAAGGAGCCUGAGACCCUGCGGAAGCUGGAUGGCAGUGAAAGCCAUUCUGUGUUAGGAUCGAGCAUUGAGCUGGACUUAAAUUUGUUGCUGGACAUGUACCCCGAGGAAACCCAAGAGGAGGAAAAGAAGCAGGUAGAGUUUGCAGUCCUAAGGAACAUUACAGAGCUAAGGAAGGUCUACUGCUUCUACAGCAGCCUCGGGUGCGACCACUCUCUGGAUAACACCUUCCUGAUGACAAAGCUUCACUUCUGGAGAUUUCUGAAAGACUGUAGGUUCCAUCACCACAAUAUAACUCUCGCAGACAUGGACAGGGUUCUGAGUGUCUAUAACACCAUACCAAUCGAAGAAAUCCAUUCUCCAUUUAGGACCAUCCUCUUAAGAACAUUCCUGAAUUACCUCCUGCAGUUGGCUUACCACAUCCAUCACAAAGAAUACCAGAACAGAAGCCCAUCACUCUUUCUAUGUUUUACAAAACUGAUGGCUGAGAACAUUCAUCCACAUGCCUGUCAGGUAAAAGGUCAUUUAUUCAGCGAGCAACAGCGGACGCUCUACUCAAUGAAUUACAUUGAUAAGUGCUGGGAGAUCUACACUGCCUACUGCAGACCAAGGGAAGCCCCGCCCUACGAGCUAACAAUGAAGAUGAGGUAUUUCCUCUGGAUGCUGAAAGAUUUCAGGAUGAUAAACAAGGAGCUAACUGCAACCAAAUUUAUGACUGUGAUAGCAGAGGAUAACCCUUUCGUCUAUGAUGGGUCUGACAGCAACUUUGAACAUGAGCUGGUUUUCCUGGAAUUCUUUGAGGCUCUUUUAUGUUUCUCGCUCUGCUGCACUUUUGACCGGAUGACCACCAGAUCCUACACAAAGGUCCCAUAUGGUGACAUUACAGCAAACCGAUACAGCAGCACCCACACAAUACUAAACCAGAGCGUCCACAGGAGCCCAAGUGCAAUCACAAGCCGUGACUCUGAUGUUCACUUCAGCAGCAACAAAUCAUCGUCAGACAAACUAGGAGUCUUGCCUGAGGGGAAAAUCAGGCAGUCAGAGACCAAGCUCAAAAAUUCCAUGAGUGAGGACAAAGUCUCCAAAAUGAAUCUCAAGCCUCAAGGAAGAGGACUGGUGUUCAUGUCUCUACAUGAUAAAUAUGAAAAAUCCAAAGAUGAACAGAAAGAGAAACUCAACGUAUGGGUGAACAACCUCUACGUCUUCUUUGUGAAUGUGCUCUUCAGCGCCUACAAACACGAGGAGAUGCUCAAGGAGAAAAUGAAGGAAAUCCGGCUCCAGGAAGCAGUGCUGGCUCAGCAGAGGCAGCUAGAGGAUGAAGAACUAGAAGCCAGGCUGAGCAUCCUCCGGGAAGAAGAGGCCAAGAGACAAGACUUUGAUGUUGACAUCACUGUGCUCAAGGAGCCGCUGGAGGCUCCAUCCUCACUGCUGCUCACACCCAGCCCUCCUAAAGAGGAUGUGGUCUCCACCCAGAGUAGCAAGGCCAGCCCUGGCAAGAAGAAGAAGAAGUGAAGGUACUGGGUGUCAUGGUUGAGCUGCAAGGACAAGCAGACAUGAAAGCUGUGACCAAUGUCCCAUACAAUAAAGUGUUUGCAGUUAGCU